CAUUAUUUCACUUGUCAGAUCGUACAGAUGACUGUUAGUGCAGUGUUUUAUAUACUAAAUGGGAAUGUACCAUCGCAUCAACGACUCUACAGUUACUGAAUUUAUUCUAAUGGGUUUAUCUGCAAGGCGUGAUCUACAGAUAGGUUUAUUCCCAAUAUUUUUAAUAAUUUAUCUAUUUACUAUUUUAGGAAAUACAGGAAUAAUUUUCCUUGUGUGUAAUAAUAGCAGGUUACGCACGCCCAUGUACUUCUUUAUCUGUAGUCUAUCGUUUUUGGAUCUCUGCUAUUCUUCAGAUAUCACUCCAAAAAUGAUUGUCGAUCUCCUUUAUGAGAAGAAGACAAUCUCCUAUAUUGGCUGUGCAAUUCAACUCUUCUUCUUCUGUGCUUUUGGCACAACUGAAUGUUGGCUUUUUGCUGUAAUGGCCUAUGAUCGCCAUGUUGCAAUAUGCAACCCAUUAAACUACAACAUUGUCAUGCGAUCAACUACUUGUAUAUUACUAGUGUAUGGAGCUUACACUAUUGGCUUUGUGCAUGCUUUGAUUGAGAUAUGUUUUACAUUUCAUCUGUACUUUUGUGCUUCUAAUAUUGUCUAUCAUUUUGUUUGUGACUUUCCUCCUUUGCUAAGUAUCUCUUGCACAGAUACGUCUAUUAAUGAACUUAUUCUAUAUAUUUUUGCAUCUUCUGUAACAAUGAUUUCUCUUUUCAUUAUCCUCAUGUCAUAUUUUGCCAUCUUUUUGGCUAUUUUAGAGAUAAAACAUAUCAAGGGAAGAAAAAAAGCUUUUUCAACGUGUUCUUCACACAUCAUCGCUGCCUCAGUUUUUUAUUGCACUGUCCUUUUUGUUUAUCUAACACCCAAAUCUAAAGCUUCUGGGCCGAGUGAAGUGAUAGCAACAGUGAUUUACACUGCAGCAAUACCCAUGGUCAAUCCAAUCAUUUACAGUUUUAGAAAUAAAGAUAUUAAAGUAUCAAUAAAAAUAACUUUACAAAACUCAAAAGUUGUAUUUUCAAACCAUUAA
Pelobates fuscus (common spadefoot toad) is the source of this 1015-nucleotide messenger RNA. Its product is annotated as olfactory receptor 5G9-like. Gene Ontology annotation, molecular function: odorant binding; olfactory receptor activity; G protein-coupled receptor activity. The transcript has 2 exons. Gene Ontology annotation, biological process: sensory perception of smell; G protein-coupled receptor signaling pathway. The record is from RefSeq and is a predicted model, not a curated record. Lineage: Eukaryota; Metazoa; Chordata; Amphibia; Anura; Pelobatidae. Bases 59 to 1015 code for a protein of 318 amino acids. Gene Ontology annotation, cellular component: membrane.